This is a messenger RNA of Bombus pyrosoma, 2159 nucleotides long. RefSeq names its product cysteine protease ATG4D (gene Atg4b). The transcript has 7 exons. The record is from RefSeq and is a predicted model, not a curated record. The coding region runs from base 609 to 2069 and encodes 486 amino acids. NCBI's taxonomy places the organism in Eukaryota, Metazoa, Arthropoda, Insecta, Hymenoptera, Apidae. Gene Ontology annotation, molecular function: protein-phosphatidylethanolamide deconjugating activity.
UUGCUUCUCCUUUUCUACCUGAUUUUCUCUGUAUUCCUCUCUGUCGGUCCUUCUUGACAAAAGUGCUUUAUUACACUGCAAUGAAAAGGGAUAAUAUACCUGCGUUGCGUUCCGUUAUUUCUGCAUUAAUCCUACUCUGCUGGUGGCUGUCGUGGUUUCAACAUUUUUCCCCCUUUCUAUUUCGGCUGCUAAUCAAUUAGAAUUAAAAAAGUGUGAAAAUAACGAGACGAGAGAAAUGACGAGGUUCGUCGUGUAAUAGUGACAUUACGAUUUUCCCUUUCUGUGUUCUCUUCCUUUCCAACUCGCCAACUCACCAUGAUAGUAACGUAAAGGAAAUUUUAAACGAAAGAGAGUAUCUUACGGACCUAGUAUUUCAUUUGAAGGAAAUGAAGUGUUAAGUUAACAGUAGGCUGGUAAUGAGCUUUGUGUUGAGCUCGGUGCGUGCAUCAACCGAUGCAUAAUUGUAUUAAAUUCUCCUGUGACAAUAGUAACCAGUUCGUACGCAAUGCGAUAAAACUGUGAUUGUGUGUGCUGUCCGCGUAACCAUAAUCGUAUUCGUACAAAAAUGUAAUCACCUUUCUGUGCUGUACUUAAAUUUCUUGAAAUACAUGCUUUCUAAAAUUUACUUAUUGGGCAUGAAUGGACAGGUGCAAUCCUCCGGGGAGAGGUUAGGAAGUUUCACUAACAGUACAAUGGGGCUGUUCUCUGGGAUUAUUGCCACUGACCGUGUUCCAAACAUACAACUAGCUACUACAAACAAUGAAUUACCUAUGGAUGAUUCCAGUGUUAGUACAGAAGUUGAUAGCAAAGUCAAAACAAAAUUAUUAUCCAUGUGGAAUAAUGUUAAAUAUGGCUGGACCAUCAAAGUAGUUAAACCGAAUUUCUCAAAAGAAUCUCCGGUAUGCUUACUUGGAAAAAUUUAUCGCAAGAAGCCGGAAGAAUUUCUGGAAAAGGCGUCUGAAGCUGAAAAAACUUUAGACACUGGAAGUGAAAUAUCUUUAGCUAUGGAUGCUAUUAGCUUCGAAGAUGGCAUAGAAGAAUUUAAGAAGGAUUUCACCUCGCGUCUUUGGUUAACGUACAGAAGGGAAUUUCCUAUAUUGAAUGGUUCUACAUUUACCACUGACUGUGGUUGGGGAUGUAUGCUACGUAGUGGUCAAAUGAUGUUGGCACAGGCAUUGGUCUGCCAUUUUCUUGGAAGAGAAUGGCGGUGGCAGGUAGAUCAACCACUAAAAACAGAACAACAGAAAUUGGAUGAAUAUAAUCACAGGUUAAUAAUUAAAUCGUUUGGAGAUCUACCAGACAGUACAUCUCCAUUUUCCAUACAUACACUUGUUUCUUUGAGUGCAUUGUGGGGAAAACGUGCAGGAGAUUGGUAUGGACCUUCCUCUGUAGCUCAUCUUUUAAGCCAAGCAGUAGAACAAGCAGCAGAACGACAUCCAGUAUUUAGUAACUUGGCUGUUUAUGUUGCUCAAGAUUGUGCAGUUUAUCUGCAAGAUGUAGAAAAUGUAUGCCAAAUGCCGGAUGGCAAGUGGAAAUCUCUUAUACUUUUUGUACCUUUAAGGCUUGGUGCUGACAAAUUGAAUCCUGUUUAUGCAUCAUGCCUAACACAUUUACUUACGCUAAAUACCUGUAUUGGAGUUAUCGGUGGCCGGCCUCGCCAUUCGCUUUAUUUUAUUGGUUUCCAGGAAGAUAAAUUAAUUAAUCUAGACCCACAUUAUUGUCAAGAAACUGUUGAUGUAUUGAAAGAUAAUUUUCCUUUGACGAGUUUUCAUUGUGCUUCACCAAGAAAAAUGUUAAUAUCAAAAAUGGAUCCUAGUUGUUGUGUUGGAUUUUAUUUUCAUAAUAAAAUGCAAUUUACGAACUUUAUGGAGAUUGCUCCCUCUUACUUGGUGCCGGAAGAUGAGAAAGUCGACUAUCCGAUGUUUUUAUUUUGCGAAGGGAGCGGGAAAGAUCUCCAACAAGAAAUUGAAAUUGCAGAAAACAUAAUUCCCACUACUACCUCAUUUACAGGUAAUGGGACGUAUGAUGAUGAUCUUGACGAGUGCGAAGAAUUUGAACUAGUACAGUGAGAUAUUUAUCACAGAUGUUAAAGAAGUAUCAUGUACUUAAAAAACAUUCAUGGAUAGUUUUUGGAGAAGAAUGAUAAUGUUAGUCAUUAA